Messenger RNA from Pseudopipra pipra, 4327 nucleotides. It is a transcript of the gene FYB2, whose product is annotated as FYN binding protein 2. The coding region runs from base 136 to 2700 and encodes 854 amino acids. The record is from RefSeq and is a predicted model, not a curated record. Gene Ontology annotation, molecular function: protein binding. NCBI's taxonomy places the organism in Eukaryota, Metazoa, Chordata, Aves, Passeriformes, Pipridae. The transcript has 22 exons. Gene Ontology annotation, biological process: T cell receptor signaling pathway; protein localization to plasma membrane; integrin-mediated signaling pathway. Gene Ontology annotation, cellular component: plasma membrane.
CCGCCUCACCCGGCGUGGCUGCGGGACGGGCAGCAGAGCGGGGAGCAGCUGUGGGAGACUCCGGCUGGAGGCAGGGCAGGGAACAUGCUGGAGCAGCAAGGGAUGGACGUGGGGACCUGAGCCCUCCCUGUGCUGAUGGGACACCAGGACUGGGAUUUCACAUGUCCUGCCUGUGACCUACUCAGCACUAUGUUUAAGCUGAGCAUCUCCCUGGGCCAGGUUAAGGAAGGUGUGACUGAUUUCAAAGCCCUCCGAGCAAAAUUUCAAAAUGACUCUGACUUGGCUAACAAGCUGGCGCAGCCACUCAAGAAGCCUUCCACUGAGAUCACGUCCAAGCUGGGCUCUGGAGGAAAUGCUGUGUCCAGCCCUCCGCCCCUGAGUAAGAGAGGUGUGAAAAUAAUAAAACCUGCCCAUACUGCCUCCCAACCCUCUGUGCUCACCCAACACAGCCCCUUAGCAUGGCCUCGAGCCAAGUUGGGCUACGUGGAGCCAAUGGGGGACAACAAAGAGCACAAGGGCAACAUCUCAGGGAAAGGGCUGAGUUCUCCCCAGAACAGUUCAGAAAAGCCUCUGUUGUCAUGUAGCACUGAUCAGCAAGGAUCAGGCCAAACAGCUCCAGUGGAUCCUCAGCUCCCAGAUUCUUUCCACCACAUCCUACAGAUCUGGGAAGAGACUUUGUGCUGCAAUGAGAAAGGAAGUGCAAUACUCCCAAUGCAACAGGCAGCAAACUUAGACAUGCACCCUCGUCCGAAGCAGAGGGUGACACGUGCUCCUGUUGCAUGGGACAGCGACAGGAUGCAAUCCUCUGGAAACAAGGCUGUGCUGGACUGGCGUGCCAAGAAGAAUGCUCUGCAUGGCAGUGGGACAGCUCUUCCCCAGGCUUCCAGAGGAUACAGGAGCUCUGAUUGGGCAGGUGCUGAGGGUGCAGUGGCAACUGCAUUCUGCCAGGCAGGUUAUCGUCCACCAAGAGAGAAACCUCAGCACCAGAAAGAAUUGGAGCCUCCCUUCUGCCAGCCCAGAGCAGGAAAAUGGUCUUACAGCCCCAGGAACAAGUGGCCAAGAAUUAAACCUCUCCCUUCAGCUGAAUCCCUUGGUCCUGCCCCUGGGAAGCCUCCAAGACCCCCAAAGUUUGACCUCAGCACUUUCCGAAGCAUCCUGCCUUUGGUCCGCAGAGGAAAUGAAACAACUGCUGGUGAAGAGGAUUACUUAAGCCCCGAAAGUGCUCAACUUGAAGAGCAGAAUAAUUAUGAAGAAACCCCAAUGUACCUGAAUCAGUCUGGGGACACCACAACCUUGUGUGUCAUUGAAGGUACUUUACAAGUACCUAAGGCAGAGCCUCAGGAGCACAAGGGAAGUUCUCUGGCUUGGCUUUGGUCUCAUUUUAUGAAACAGAAGAUUUUUCCCUUUGCCAAAUACAGUCCUGAAAGAGCUACAACAGAGGAUGAAAAAGAGGGGAAACCGAGUCAUGAAAGACAGAAACUGGAAGUGAAGAAAAUUUUCAAGACAGGUGGAAGUGAAUACAUGUCUCCCAGCAGUCAAACCAAGGAAGAUGGCAGAGAUGGGAUGAAGGUCCUGCGAGGGAAGCAGGAUGUGACCAGUACCCUGCCUGCAAAGUACCCUACCCUACAAGGGCUGGCAAAAGACAGAGCCGAGCUCUUGCACAGCAUGGGUGUUGGUGCUCCAAAGCCAGGGAUAGAAAGAACAGCCUUGAACCAAAACACUUGGCAGCCUCUGCAGGCACCAGAGGAUAUAUACGAUGAUAUUGCAGAAUUGCAAGAUGGACUCAGCUACGGGUCAAAUGCCUCAAGUUCCUUCACUUCAGACAGCUUUUCAGGAAACAGCUAUGAGGAAACAUAUGAAGAUGUUGAGAUUGGAGGUGAUAAUCCAGCAAAACCAGAAACAGAAAAACAGAAGAGAUUUGGAAACCUGUUUAAGAUAGAAAAGUUGAAGCUGAAUAAUUUCAGGCUCAAGGAAAACCUAAGAUUGGUUUCCAUUUCGGUACCAAAUUUAGCAUCUGUAUCCCAGGAGGACCAGGUGUAUGACGAUAUUGAGGUGGAGCAGAGAGAGCCCAGAGAGAAGGAUGACAAGUACAAAAUCCGGAUGCCAAAACUUCAAGUGGUGAAAGACAAAAGGAAAAGCAUCGUCGAUGUGGAAAGAAAUAUCUUCAAAUUCAAGAAGAGCAGUGAAGAAAAAAGCAGGAAGAGAGAAAAAGAAGAGAAGUUCUUUAGAGAAACAUUUGUGUAUGAUAAGGAGAUCAGUGUCAUCAACACAGCCAUUGCUGAGUGCUCGGUCCCCAGUGAGAGGAGAGUGGAUCUCCCUGUCACAGCUGGAGAACAGCUGGAUGUCAUUGAUGUCACGGAGGGCCACGCAGUGAUCUGCCGAAAUUCAGAGGGCAGAUAUGGGUACGUUCUAGUGGAGCACUUGAACUUCAGGCAGACAGUACUAACUUCCCUGAGAGCUGCUCUCCCCUGGAUCAUUCCUGAAAUCUUCAUUGUGCUUCCUGCAUCCAGGAGAGCCCACGUUGGUCAACUGUGGAGUGAUGAUGCCCAUGUAAAUAAAGCUGAAUUAUUUUUUGUACUGUUAAAUGUGCAAGAGAUGUUUCCUUUUUUUUUUCCCCUGACAUUUAGAGCACGUCUGCAUCGAUUAUUAGUUAUUUUCAGUAUUUCUCACUUUUUGGAGUACCUUGUUGGUCAGUUCUGAAAUAGCCAUUUCAUUUCUGCAUUUGCAUGAAGAAAAAUUGUGCACAUUAGUUGCUCCAACUUGUUACUGUCUGGUUUUGGUGGCAGAAUUACAAAACUCCCCAAAAGAUUUUAAAAAGCAAACCAUAUAAUUUUGAACCGUUUUUGGUCUUAAAACUAUUGGGAGAAGGAGGAUGUAUCACCACUCCUGCUGUGUUAAAUAUAUCAAAUAGUGGAAAAGUUGACUCAUUUCUUUCCAAAAAAACAUGAAAAAAGAGUAAAUAAAGCAUUCAGUCAAAAUUUACUUUAUUUUUGUAAGCUAACUUAGGCAUCCCAGAUAUGUAAAGGUUGACUCCUGGCUCCCACUAACUCACAGGCAGUUAUCCAACAGUUGCCCCUGUGUUUGGGCUGUUCUCCACUGUGGGCCUGGAGGAUGAUUGCUUAUUUUAAGAAAAACGCUUCUAAAUGUAGGAAGAGAAAUAUAAAUUUCUAAUGGCUUCUCCUUAGUGUAUCCAGUGGACACGUUUUCCAGAAUAUUCUGUGAAAUUUUCUGUGAAAAGUAAAAGAAUGGGGAUAGGAUUUUUACAUGGCUUAGGAAGAAGAAAAACCCUUAAAUCUGAUUGUAGUGUACAGCUUUUGCCCCUCCCUGGCUCAUUUUAAGAGCCUGUAUCAGCUUGCUCAUAAAUAUCCUAAAAAAGUAGAAGUUUUAAUUAGAAAUUAUUAAAAGUUCCAGGCUUAAGAAAACACAGCAAAAUAAAAGUGCUGUUUGCCACAGGGCCAUUUCAAAGCUGGCAAAGGAGACAUCAGUAAGAAAACAGAGCAAAUAUUUAACAUUUACUUUUAAGUCUAUACAGGCAUUCUUAUUUAUUUUACCAUGUGGUUAUUAUUAAGUGCGUUGGCCUGCAUCCAUCCUUGAAAUAAAAAAAAAUAAAUAAAACAAUCCCCUGUAAGCAUGCGCAGCUUUGCAGGCUUGCCAGCCCAAAUAUUUAGACUUCUCUAGUGGUGAUGGAGGGUUUGGGGAGCUGAAGUGCGUGUUUGGCUUUGGCACAGGCUAGGACGUGCUCUGUGUCCUUCACCUACAGCCUUUGAGGGGAAUCGGCCUGAUGGAAGUUGUGGAGAUGGUUUAGCUUGGGGGCUUUUUUCCAUGGCAGGGUUGAGGAUUAAUACCAUGAAGAAAACAUCCCCUUCCUUGUCCUCCUCCCCAGCCAGUGCUAACUCACAGCUCAUGAAGUCCAUUAAGCACCGUCUCUGUGAGUACUACGAGCAAAUCUUGUAUUAGCCACACGUGUGAGCUCUUUUUGUGCUUCAUAAGGAAGUUAUUUAACAAGUUUUUCUCAUUUUAAAUUAAGGCUUUAAAAAAAAAAAAAAAUCUCCCCACAUAUCCUGUGAUAGACGUGAUUGGGCCCUGAUCCCGGUGCAAUGACGCACAGUCCUUGUGGGGUUGUGCCCCAAAUCCCCGUGAAACACAAACUUCUGCACCAGCAUUGGCAGCUGAUUUAAUGCAAAGGUGCCUGGCAAUACACUUAGAAAUAUAUUUCCCCAUGGAUAAAUUCCAAUGCAUGUACAGAAGAAAAGAGCUUUCUAUGGGAUGACUCCAGACAAUACAAAAAUUCUUUAGAUAGAGCAACUUAGAUAUCCUCAAUUAAACU